AUGAAUAUUUUGGAUGAUGAAGAUGACCAAAGCUUUCACGCUACGCGUGACGGCUACUCCCAUUUGAGCAAUGUCGAAUGGGAUACGGUUGAACGGAUGGGUUCAACCAUGGGCAUCCAUGCUGUUAGCGUCAUGCUAGAGGCUCUCAAUAGAGAUGCCCAACAUGCUACUAUCGCCAAGUUCAUUCAAAAUGAACUUGACGCCGAUCGCGAGAAAGUAGCCUUGCUUCACCAACAAGGUUCUCAACAAGCAGAGUUGUUGAGAGAACAGGGUGCUCAACAAUUUGAACUGUUGAGACAGCAGCAGGCUGCUGCUGGCGGGUCGAUGCACUCGCGUCGACCCGAGAUUGACAUCUCUAAGUUUAGGGGGGUCGAAGAAGACUCCCUCUUGAGAUGGUUCGUCGAAUUGGAUGACGCCAUAAGGGCGCGUCGCAUCGACGACGGGGAUAUGCAAGUUGCAUUUGCCCAGUCAAAUAUGGCAGGACGUGCCAAGACUUGGGCACUGGGGCUCAAGUUGCACGACCCAUAUGCGUUUGGGUCGUUGGAAGUCUUCAAGUCGCGGCUCAGACAAACGUUUGAACCGCCUAGAGCUGAGUUCAGGGCUCGAAUCGAACUCUUGAAGCUCAAACAGGGUAAGCGUGAUGUGCACGCUUACGCCUAA
This is a messenger RNA of Peronospora matthiolae, 660 nucleotides long. The record is from the annotation of a GenBank genome assembly. NCBI's taxonomy places the organism in Eukaryota, Oomycota, Peronosporomycetes, Peronosporales, Peronosporaceae.